Molecule: messenger RNA, 2169 nt
Organism: Trifolium pratense (red clover)
Lineage: Eukaryota; Viridiplantae; Streptophyta; Magnoliopsida; Fabales; Fabaceae
Exons: 12
Coding region: 136-1320 (394 amino acids)
Source: RefSeq, a predicted model, not a curated record
ACCGACUGAACGGUUAAUUUCAUCUCUUUUCAUUCGUCGAUGAAUUUUGGCAACAAUCUGAGAAUUUGUUCAUGAUCCAUAACCUCUUCACUCUAAUAAUUUCACGAACUGAAAAUCAAUUCCAGAAGAAAAAAAAUGCUUGGCGAUGGAAGCGAAACUCCUUCAAGAUAUGAAUUGUUGACUAUGGUGAAGAAGCACUCAAACUUAAUAGGAAAAACUGUUGUUGAAGAACAAGAUGCUCCUGAUGUUGAAAUGGAUAUGAAAUUUUGGCAUGAUGUAUUUGAUUUGUAUUUUGUUCGUGGUAAAGAAUCUAGAGGACGCCAAGAUGAUGAUCUUGUUUUCUUUGUCAGAAAAUUGGUUUCUCGAGGUUCUGGUUCUAAUAGCGAUACAGAGAAUGUUGAUCCGUAUUUUGUACGCAGGUGGGCACCUGAGUUGAGCAACUUAAUUGAUGAAACUUCAAUUGACGUGGAUUGGAGGCGUUCAUUUUACUUGAAUUUAAUUGCUCAUACAUCAUUCACUGUAACUGUUGCAAUUUGCAGUCAACAGGUUCUUCAGAACCAUCAAGCUGGGAAGGAUACAUCUUUAUCCCCUAUAUAUAAGGUUGUGAAGACUGUUUAUGCAUCUCCAAGUCGUGUCAAUUUUCAAUUGGACUCUAAAAAGGAAGUGGAAACAACACCUGCUUAUCCGGAUAUAUGCUUUGCAAUUGAUGAUUUCGACUCCACAUUUGAUGCUGUGGUUUUGACUGAAAAAGAUCAUUGCUAUUGUGUAGUUCUUAAUGCACAUGACGGGGCAGCAUUUCCUAGUGAAAAGGUGUCAAAUGAUUGCAGUACUAGUGAUGAUUCCUCAGUGGAAGUUUGUACUAGUACUAGUUCUACUACAAAAACAGACACUAAGCUUACCCUUUUCUCAGGAUUUGUCAGCUAUCAGAUGGUUAGAGAUGCAUAUGAUGCCGGAAAAUCUCGAUUUGGGAGCCUUUUAUCAGGAGGCCAUUAUUCUGGCAAAACAGAUAGGAUUUACAUGAAAGGUCCCGGAGGCCGUGGGGAAGUUGAAGUAGCUGUUUCUGGUGUUGCAGAUCAAAGCCAGCAGGAUUCAGGACCACAUUCUCCAGUUAUAUCGAAGAAAGGGUUUGGAUUAGGUGUAAUUGUCCGCAGAGCUGCAUCGGUUGCAUCAGUAGCAGCAAAGCAUGCUUAUGCUGCUGCCUCUAGCCCAAAUUUGGAUGAAAUGAUACCUUUGAAGUGCAGCUUAAUGUCCAUAUCGUUGCCCUGGGAAUAUAUAGCUUAUGAUCUUCUGUUUAAGGGAGCUCCUCCAGUGAACAUGUGAUCAUUUCUGGGUGCAAAGAAAAUUGAAUUGGAGAUAUGUAAGUUAUGAAAUUAAUUUCUGUUCUGAAAGUUCUUUUUGGUGUAUGCUGCUCGUGCACGCAUAGGUGUGUGAAUAUUUUGGUGGUGGGGUGAAAGUCCCGGGGGAAUUCGUUGCACAUGUUCGACUGUUUAUAAACAUUCGUUGAUAUGUAAGUUAGUAUAUAAGCUGGAUUAUUGUUAAUUCCCACACUGCCAAUUACUAAGUUCCUUAUUAGUUAAACCCAGUUUUUUAUGAAGAAAAAUUGUGUAUCCCUUUCAAACCUGAUGUUAUCACAGUUUCAAGGUUAUGAAUGUAGAGCCACAUAUAUAGGUAGCAAUGGGUUCCACACAUUUAUGCACUACAAAUCCCAGUCGUCCAAUCUCAUCAGACGACUCUUAUUUCAAGAUCUAUUCAAGAGCAGAUCUCUGAAGUCAGAUGCGGGCCAUUUGAUUUUAAUUCAAUGGCCGAAAUUGCUCGUACCCGUGCUUCUCUAACCGCAAGCAAGGAGUUCAUAUUCACUUAAGUGCGUGUUUAGAACUUUCUCAACUCAAAAUUUCUUGCAUCUUAAUGGAAUUUUGCCAGUUCCAUAGAAGGUACAUCUAGUUGAAUAUGUUUUCAUAGGCUAAGGAAGUGGCUAAAGGAAACAAACGUGUAGAUAAAGGAGAAGCACCUAAAUUGUACUAUUCUUCUUUCCAUUAAAUUUUCUUGCAGCACAUGCAACCUAGUUACUUUAUUAUUACGCCAAAAGACACGGUUACUUAAUUAUCUUUUUUCUUCAUUAAAUUAAUCAAGGUUAGCUAAAAUGGUAAUAGAAGUGAUUGCAUGUUAUCA